Molecule: messenger RNA, 1677 nt
Organism: Diaporthe citri
Lineage: Eukaryota; Fungi; Ascomycota; Sordariomycetes; Diaporthales; Diaporthaceae
Exons: 4
Coding region: 1-1677 (558 amino acids)
Biological process (GO): L-arabinose metabolic process
Molecular function (GO): alpha-L-arabinofuranosidase activity
Source: RefSeq, a predicted model, not a curated record
AUGGCUACCGCAAACACGCCAAAGACGGUCUCGGAAGAGCCCUCACCACUCGCUUUCUUUCUCAAGCCAACACUACCGUCAUCGCUGCGGUACGACGCCCCGUUCACCCUACGAGUCAAUCCCUCAAAGAACUUCCGCGCGGUGAAAAUAGCAAGCUCACCACCGUCCAAAUCGAUGCUUCUCGUCUCGGAUAUCACCAACGAGACUCUGGCCUCGGUCACCAUCGCGUCUUCAUCGGUCGCGAACGCCUGGACCGAGCACAAGUUUGAGCUCCAGCCCUCGGCAGACGCAUCCAACAGCAACAAUAGCUUCCUGCUGACCUACGAGGCCGCAUCUGGCGACGUUCUCAACUUCAAUUUGAUCAGCCUCUUCCCUCCCACAUAUAAGGACACACCGAAUGGCAACCGCGAGGACCUAAUGGAAACCCUGGCGGGGCUCAACGCGAAGUACUUCCGUAUUCCCGGCGGUAACAACCUGGAAGGCGAGUCGGCGGGCCUGCAGUGGAACUGGACAGAGACGAUCGGAAAUCUCACCGAGCGCCCAGGACGUCCAGGCGAUUGGGGCUACGAGAACACGGACGGCCUUGGCCUUGUCGAGUACAUGCUCUGGUGUCAAGAUCCUGGCCUCGAGCCCGUCCUCGCCGUCUUGGCGGGCUACUGGCUCGACGAGACAGCCGCCUCGGAGGCCGAGCUGCAACAGUAUGUGGAGAGUGCGCUCAGCGAGCUUGAGUUUUUGAUGGGCGACUCGUCAACUGCCUGGGGCGCGCAACGCAUCGCCCUCGGCUACACCGAGCCGUUCCCGAUCAAGUACGUCGAGGUUGGCAACGAGGAUGGCCUGUCUACAGUUGGAGCGGGGACAUAUACUUCAUACCGUUUCAGCGCCUUCUACGACGCCAUUACCGCUGCGUACCCGGAUAUUCUGGUGUUCACCUCUUACACGGGCUACGUGUACGAGAACUCCGGCCAGGACUACCACCAAUACACCAGGCCCGACCGCUUCGUCCAACAGUUCAAGUACUUUGACAACUUUGCCAAUGCGUCCGGCCGUCUCAUCAUGGUCGGGGAAUUCGCGGUCGUGCAGAACAACACCGGCAACCCAGAUGAUGGCACCAACUGGAGCAACCCCAAGAACACAUGGGCCUACCGGAUCGGCUCCGUCGCCGAGGCCAUCUUCCUUUUAGGCACAGAACGCAACGCAGCAACGGCGUGGGGAGUCUCGCACGCGCCGCUGCUCCAGAACCUCAACAGCUACGAGUGGUCCCCGGACCUCAUCUCGUACACCGCCGACCCGUCCCAGACGGUCCUCAGCACGUCGUACGGGGUGCUCAGGCUCUUCGGCAACAACGUCUUCACGUCCACCUUGCCCGCCGACGAGACCUCCGGCUCGGCGUUUGGCCCGGCCUACUGGGUUGCGGGCGUUGAUAACGCCACGAGCACGUACUACCUCAAGGCUGCCGUGUAUAGUAGCACCGCCGACGUGGAGUUUGAUGUCUCCUUCGAGGGUCUUAGUGGUGGCUCGGCAACAUUGACGGUGCUGACUGCGCCGGAUGGGUAUUCGCAUAAUGAAAUUGGCAGUGAAGUUGUCACAACCACGACGCCGACCGUGGCCGCUGUCGAUGGGGUGUUCAGCUUUAGCCUGCCCGAGCUGAGCGUUGCUGUUCUGGCCGCGAAGGCCUAA